AGCUUUUUAUCCGAAAAUUUACCUGGAACAUUAUGCCUAAAACCAUCGUUUUGGAUUCCUUUCGUUACCUAACGAGUGAGGCCUGGAGGGCCCUUUUGGCAGUUGAAAUGGGCAUGAAGAACCACGAAGUUGUCCCUAUUGAGCUGAUUCAAAAAAUAUCCCGAUGUCGACGAACUGGUUCAGGAUUCACGAGACUUGUCAAAGACCAACUAAUACCAUAUGGACUAGUCGCCUACUCUUGUGAUCAGAAAAAAGCUGUCUCAGGGUACCGCCUCACAAAUUUGGGCUACGACUACUUGGCGUUGCACCAGCUUUUUAAUUCUGGUCAACUCUGUGAUGUCAAUUCGAUGAUCGGAGCCGGAAAGGAAUCAGACGUUUAUUUGGCUUCAGCUGGGGACAAUUGCGGUGUUUGGAAGGAUACAAACCUCAAAAAUGACCGUGAAAACGUCCCUCUGGUGGAAUCUGGCCAACCAGUCGUUAUUAAAUUCCACCGUCUCGGUCGCACUUCUUUCAGGAAGGUGAAAGAAAAGCGUGACUAUCACCAACACCGAAACACAUGUUCCUGGUUGUACCUCGAUCGCAUAGCAUCACAGAGGGAGUUCACUAUGAUGCAGGCCCUGCGCUCUAAUAGGGUGGAAGUUCCCGUCCCUCUAGCGCAUAAUCGCAACGCCGUCGUUAUGUCCUACAUAGAAGAAUCUGUUCAGCUUUCGCGUGUUCUACCGUUUUUACUCAAAGCUGCGGAUGGGUUGCUCGCGAGACACUUAUAUGUGCAGGCGAGAGAAAUGCUGCAUCAUAUGUGUUCAAUCGGGCUUAUUCACGGUGACUUCAAUGAAUUCAACUUGAUGGUUGUUGGACUCCGAAAUGUUGACCUGAAUACGAUCACAAAUGUUUCCAUUCUCAAAGUGACUCUCGUUUUGAUUGAUUUUCCCCAAAUGAUUAGUCGAGAUCAUCCUCUGGCAGAAAGCAUUUAUCAACGAGACUCAGAGUGUAUCGUGCACUUCUUCAGUCGGUAUUUUGAAAUUCCCGAAGGUGAUCUUCCUUCUCCUCUCAGCGAAGUUAACCGCACAGCCCAUGUUGACAUUGAUGUAAAGGCUCCAGGCUAUCCGUGCAAAAACCGAAGCCGGCGGAAGCCAAUGCCAGCAUUUUCAGAAAUGUUACUUGGCUGUACUCUUCGACGAAUUUCCACCGAACUUAGCGACACGGAUUCGGAAUCCACCCAGGGGGAUGCAUCCGACAAUAGCCUGAACAGUCUUGAGGAUGAAGAGGAGAAAGAUGAGGUGGGAUCGGAAGAUAGCUGGCAGACUGCAACUGAAGUGCUUAUAAGUGAGAAUGAAGAAGGCGGUUUAGGUGCCACUGUGAGCAAAUCAGUUGAUAAUGUCUUGACAGACGGAACCACUGACGAUGAGGUAUCUGUGGCACAUUUACAAUCGGAAUCCGAUGUUGGCAUCACAUAUUUGGACCAAAAAUCAAAGCAAACAGAACUUACUAAUCCCAAGGCUUCGUCUGGAUUUAUCUCUCGGGAGGAGAUUUUGGCUCGCCAUCGGCGCGAACAGCGAAAGAAGGAGCAGACUAAAUUUCAGAAGAAUAUCAAGCGCCAUUCGCGUGCUAAUUUCAAACGCAGUGGUCGGGCAUCAAUUAACGCAGAAUUGACUUUAUUUGGCUGAAACUGAUGUAUUUUCGGUUGCCAUGUACAGUGUUUUGCAGUUCGAGACCACUUAUUUUGUAUAUGCUUGCUUUGUUUUGUCUGUCUGCUCCUCUCCACGAGCUUUUUCUAUUUUUUGAAAUCUCUGUUACCCGAAUUUUUAACUUACGGUGUUAGGAUUCGACUUCAAAGUGAUUCAGCGCUCACUUAGACUUCAACAUUUGUCUAGGGUAGCAGUUCGAUUUCCUAACUAUACUAUGUUCUCGAGGGGUAGUGAAUCUGGUUGCCUUGCCUCACG
Molecule: messenger RNA, 1940 nt
Organism: Dicrocoelium dendriticum
Lineage: Eukaryota; Metazoa; Platyhelminthes; Trematoda; Plagiorchiida; Dicrocoeliidae
Source: the annotation of a GenBank genome assembly